This is a messenger RNA of Acanthosepion pharaonis, 1062 nucleotides long. Lineage: Eukaryota; Metazoa; Mollusca; Cephalopoda; Sepiida; Sepiidae. The record is from the annotation of a GenBank genome assembly.
AUGGCGCUAUAUGAUUUGUUAGCAAUCGGGUUAGUUGAAAAAGACAACAAUGGAGACAGUCUGUAUGUGUGGUCAUAUCCUUCAGUCACAAGUGAUUUGCAAGAAAAAUUCCUUCAACGCAGUAACAUGGCAACUGAUUCUUCCCCUUGUAUUCAGUUUCUUUACAGCCAAACAAGUCAUCUUUGGUAUUACAUAUUCACCAAUCAAGUGCAACAACCAUGUCAAAACUUAGCAAAGGUGAGAUUUGUCUCCCUGAUUUUAAUCACCAAAGACUUUCAACCCGAGAAAUACAAAGCUCUGUGUGAACUUUUGUUGAUGUCCUAUUUGAAAUCAGGAGAUCCGAUUGAAAUAUUAAAACUCUACCUAAGUGUCAUUACCAAAGGCAGCUGUGCGAGUGGUAACAACAGCAGUUUUUCUGUAUCUGACUUUAGUCAGAGACAAGCAUAUGCCAAAGCUGAUCUCAGAAGUGUUAUCGAAUCCUUUGCUGUUGAGACAAUCCUAAUCUACACAGCACUCAUGUUGAAAAAGCAUGUUGUUGUCUAUCACCCUAAUAUUGAGGAACUUUUACAUUUUAUGAGGAGUUUGCCAGGUUUGGUGUGGCACCGACAGGACUGGAGUAUUGUCAUUCCAUUUAUUACAUUAGAUAAUCAGGAAGUUAAUUUGGAUCUAAAGGGCCGGUCCAGUUAUGUGGCUGGUUUCACAGAUGCUUCUAUCCAGAACAGGACAGAUCUUUAUGAUCUAAUGAUCAAUCUGCAGUCUUGUGAAAUAACUGUCGCUCCUUCAGCCAAAGAGUCACUUGCACUGGGUAAACUGCAUAAAGAAAUAGCAAUGUUCAUGGUGCAAUGUGCAGGAGAUGUGCAACUCUCCAAUCAGCAAGUCAUUAAGGAAAUCUCAGACAAAACCAAGGAACUUUUAAACAACAUUAAGGCAUUUUCUGUACCAGAUGAAGAAACAGGCAAACCAUACAUUACAAUGGAACUCCUGCAAAGCAGGAAAAUGCCAAAGACAACUGAAAAUUUCCUCUACAGUUUGUCUGUCUGUGAAGGAAUGGUCAAGUUAUAG